GAGUGCUGCAGUACAAAGUGAAGUGAAACGUUAAGCGGACCCAUUACCAUGUACAUCAAGUCUGGCCACCGAUUUCUGAGCGAUAAAGGCCAAAUAAUUUUCCCCGGACCACCGACCCGCUCACCUGCGCUGUACUAUCCGAGCAGUACGACGACUACAACCACCACUACCAGCACGACCACGAUGGCUUCGCUGCCGGAAACGGGUGUUAGUGAUGAGAAUGGGAACUAUAUAGUGCCGGAUAUGUGGCAAAGUAAAUCAAGUUCCGGAUCGGACAUGCUAUCGGAUAAAAUUCAGAUGUUCUACAUCUACAUAACCGUCACAAUAACGUCCGUCUUCAUAAUAGUGGUGCUGGGCAUUUUCGGGUACAUGUGCUACAAGAGGAAAGGCUUUCAGAACAUUGAUGGCCCACAAGCACCCAUCGAAACGACGAGGCGAAGAAGCAGUAGCCACAGAUCCACCCGUCGGUAUUCACGAAACAUUUCCAAAGAACGUGAAGCCGCAGCCUGUGCAACCAUCGCCGAAGACAAUCCCGGACAAACGUUACUUCGGUGA
Anopheles maculipalpis is the source of this 555-nucleotide messenger RNA. RefSeq lists its product as uncharacterized. The record is from RefSeq and is a predicted model, not a curated record. The transcript has 3 exons. Lineage: Eukaryota; Metazoa; Arthropoda; Insecta; Diptera; Culicidae. Bases 49 to 555 code for a protein of 168 amino acids.